Diorhabda carinulata is the source of this 1612-nucleotide messenger RNA. RefSeq lists its product as uncharacterized. Gene Ontology annotation, cellular component: Holliday junction resolvase complex; nucleus. The record is from RefSeq and is a predicted model, not a curated record. The coding region runs from base 119 to 1561 and encodes 480 amino acids. NCBI's taxonomy places the organism in Eukaryota, Metazoa, Arthropoda, Insecta, Coleoptera, Chrysomelidae. Gene Ontology annotation, biological process: resolution of meiotic recombination intermediates; double-strand break repair; mitotic intra-S DNA damage checkpoint signaling. The transcript is spliced from 6 exons.
AAACUGAAGUAUAUACAAUUGGAAACAAAUACACUUGUGGUUUUAAGCAUUUUGAAUUCACAGUUUUAAGUACAUAAUUACGGUACAAAUAACUAUGUGAUUUUUUACUUGUUUAUAAAUGGAAAGAAUCGAGAUUAACACAGAUUACGACAGUAACAGUAGCUCUAGCACAAUAAUUGACGAAGCUAACAGUUCAAUUGUCAAUGUUAAUUUUAGAGGCUCAUUUAAUGGGGUUAGUAAGAACAUUUACGAUUUAAGCGAAUUUGAAGAGACUUCAGAAAUUUGUGAAAAAUCCUAUAUAAACAAUGAAACUUGUAGUGAACUUUUAAAAGGACUCUCUCAAAAAUAUUCUCCUGUUGCAACCUCUAUUUCAUCACAAGCAAAUUCAAAUCCAAUUAUAGUUUUAUCUGAUUCUUCUUCAAACGAGGGUACAUAUAGCGAAGAUAUUUUAAAUGGAAAUGAAAUAUUUGAAAAUCAACAAAAUAACUUCAUGUCCGAUGAUAAUAACGAUGAAUUACAAAAUAAAUCUUAUUCAAAAACCAAAAGAUUGAUCAACAAAUGCAUUGCUCAAGAAAAAGAUAUAGAAACUGACAAUGGGAUUAAUAAAAUUAAAAAUGGUCUCAAAAGAACUAUAAACUACAAUGAGAAUGAUAUUGAAGAAGAUGUAAGAAAAAAGUGUGACAAAAAGAAGCAGAAAGAUCAAAAAUUGUCUAAAGAAAAACAAAGAAACAUUAAAAAAUCAAGUAAUCCUGAAAAAUUACUAGAAGAUAUUAUAGUUAAUAUAGAUGAAUUAACAUUUAAUAAUGUUGAAUAUGGAAGUACCAUUUUACAACAAUUGGAAAAUUGUGGAGUUGCUUACAGAAAACAUUCUUCACUAACUGGUGUAAUUUCAUGGAGUAGAAAGAUUUAUUCAAAUGAUAAUUCAAUACCUGAAGUUACUGAACAGAAAGAGACACAUUAUUUAAUUAUUUUACUGCCACACCACUUUGGUUCUCUUCUUCAGUUAAUACUAAACAUCAAAGAACAUACAAAUUUUCAUCAUCUAACUGUACUUAUAUAUAGUCCGAAUAAACCAACUUCGUCUCAAGAAGAAGAGAUGAUCCAAUUGGAUAUUAAUUUUCCUAUUUUCUGGCAGUAUGUUCCAACAAAAGAAGAUUUAGCUUCCUUUGUAUUUAUGGCAACAAAGUCUGUAGCUCAAAUUCCUCAUAAAAAACAACAAGAAGAAAAGUAUAAGCUUCAAAGUGAAUAUUUUAACGAUGCCAAUAAAGAUGUUGUUAAAGUUGAUAAAAAAGGCAAUGGAUUAAGUCGACUUUGGUGUCAGAUGUUAACAAUGUUUCCUUUAGCUCGAUUAGAAACAGCUGAAGCUAUAAUGGCCGAGUAUCCUACUAUGUCUUCAUUUUUUCAGGCUUAUAAAGACUGCGCGGAUACAGGUGAAGUGCUUAUUCAAAAUUUACCUAUUAGGAGAGCACUGGGUCCGACUGCAACUGUUAAAAAACUUGGCCCAGAACUCAGUCGCAAGUGUUACCGUCAUUUUACCUCGGAAGAAAAUAUAUUUUUAUGACUGAAUUUUUCAAAAAAUAUUUUAUUCAAAUACAUCUUUAUACAAUUAUAA